This is a messenger RNA of Strigops habroptila (Kakapo), 5581 nucleotides long. RefSeq names its product geranylgeranyl diphosphate synthase 1 (gene GGPS1). The coding region runs from base 197 to 1096 and encodes 299 amino acids. The transcript has 4 exons. NCBI's taxonomy places the organism in Eukaryota, Metazoa, Chordata, Aves, Psittaciformes, Psittacidae. Gene Ontology annotation, molecular function: prenyltransferase activity. Gene Ontology annotation, biological process: isoprenoid biosynthetic process. The record is from RefSeq and is a predicted model, not a curated record.
GAGCCGAGGGGGCCAGGCUGGCGCCUGCGCCGUGCCGCGCUGGUGGCGCAUUUUCCCCCAACAGGGGAAGGUGGCGCCUGGCGGAGCGGAAGGGGGCGGUGCUCCGCCCGCCGCCACUCGUGCAGCGGAGGCUGCUCGGGGGAGCGGCUCCGGCUGGCGGCGGAGGCGAGUGAACUACCUCUUAUGAAAUAAAGAAAUGGAUGGGAUGGAUGAAACAUCUAAAAGAAUCCUAGAGCCAUACCAGUACUUACUUCAACUGCCAGGUAAGCAAGUGAGAACCAAACUGUCACAGGCCUUUAAUCACUGGCUGAAUGUUCCAGAAGAUAAAAUACAGGUUAUCAUUGAAGUGACAGAGAUGUUGCACAAUGCAAGCCUACUUGUGGAUGAUAUUGAAGAUAACUCAAAGCUGCGACGGGGCUUUCCGGUGGCACACAGUAUCUAUGGAAUUCCAUCUGUAAUCAACUGUGCUAAUUAUGUGUAUUUCCUUGGCUUAGAGAAGGUUUUAACCCUUGAUCAUCCAGAUGCUGUUAAAGUUUUUACUCGUCAACUUCUGGAACUCCAUAAAGGUCAAGGCUUGGAUAUUUACUGGAGGGAUACUUACACCUGUCCUACGGAAGCGGAAUAUAAAGCUAUGGUACUGCAAAAGACAGGUGGUCUCUUUGGAUUAGCUGUAGGCCUCAUGCAGCUGUUCUCAAAUUAUAAAAAAGACUUAAAGCCGCUUCUUAACACACUUGGCCUCUUCUUCCAAAUAAGAGAUGACUAUGCCAACUUGCACUCCAAAGAAUAUAGUGAAAACAAGAGUUUUUGUGAAGACUUAACUGAGGGCAAGUUCUCAUUCCCAACCAUUCAUGCCAUUUGGUCAAGACCUGAAAGUACUCAGGUGCAAAACAUUUUACGUCAGAGGACAGAAAACAUAGAUAUAAAAAAAUACUGUGUGCAUUACCUUGAAAAUGUGGGUUCCUUUGAGUACACUCGGAAUACAUUGAAAGAGCUUGAAUCUGAAGCCUAUAAACAAAUUGAAUCACUUGGGGGGAACCCUGAGCUUGUAGCGCUAGUUGAACAGCUGAGCAAAAUGUUCAAAGAAUCUGAAAAUUAAAAUCCUUCUGGGGGUGGAUCAGAACUUUUUAAAAAGGAAAAAUAACUAGACUGAGAGGUGUGAUAAUCAGUCUUGUUUAAAACCCUUGUGUAGCCACAUUACAGAAAUUACUGUUAAAAGCAAUUUGUCAUUGAGUAUUGAAAUAUUUACCCUAUUAUCUAUACGGUCUUAACCGUAACUGCUUGCAGAUGGCUUUUUUAAAGAGGGUGUACUAGAACUGAAACAAGUUUUGACUCUAAAUGUGAUCAUCUUUACACAAUCAUCGGCAUUAUUUCAGGCCUAAAACUCUCAUAUCUUUAACCAGGCUACUGUAGGUUUCUGUCUGAAAUUGUGUUCAAUCAGAUUUUCCUGAGUGUAUUGUGCAUUUUCAAACAAUGCUCUAGUAAAACAAAAUAUAUGAUGUUAAAUAACAAGAUACUUUCAACCACAAUGCACAUAAAACUGUUGUGUGAUAUUUUUAAGUUAGACUUGUGAAGAUCAGUUGGAUCAGCUUAUGAAGUGAAUAGCCUAUCUAGCUUCUGGGGAUAUUUUCAGGGGAGUGUGAAUUAUGAAAGAUAGUAUUUUAUAUGCAAAUAAGACUAAUGUUUAGUCUGAAAAUGUAGCUUUAUAAAGUUUUCUAAGUACCUUAAAGAAAAGAUUCCAUCACAUCAGCAAAGCAUAAAUUUGCUGCUGAUUCCAGCUCUGCAGUGAAUAAUUUUGAUUGCCUGGUUUUAGAUUUCUAAACUGUCAAGUAUUUUGUAGCUAGGAAUUCAAAUCUAUGCAUUAGAGCUCAUAUACGUAACUGUAAAUAGCAACGUCAUAAGCUGCUACUAGAAAUGGAAUGGGAUUCACAUCAGGUCACUUCAGAACACUGUAAUAGGUAUAGGUCUCAUUAAUCUCUGUUUAUAAUUGAGGAGGGAUCCUCCAGGAGGUAAUUCAUUCACGUCCUGAAUUACUAUUUAGAGGCAUGUUAUAGGUCUCUCCAAAAAGACAAGUUCUGUAAUUUUUUGCUAAAACAAAGUACAGCAUCUUGUUCUACAUGCUAUAAUACCACUUCAGUUUUGUUAAUGGCUUAAAUAGUACUUUAAAAUUUUAUACACAGACACAGCAAAAUGGAACUGGAACUAAGGGCAAGAUUCGGGGGGAAAGGCCGGUAAGUGAUAAAACCCUCUGAUUAUAUAUAAAUACAUACAUAUAAAGGUGAACAAAAUGUAAGCAGAGAUGUUUGUUUCUUCUUGGCUGGGCUGGCUUUAAUCAGGUUCGGUUCCCUUAGGCUUCACAGCCGCAUAAAGCUUUGCUUUGGUGGCAGGAGGUAAUGGUUUGGAUCAAGGGUAGGACUGAUGCUGUCAGCCAUGGUGUUGGCUCAAGCAUACUCUCAAAAGAAAUGGCCAGAGGUGCUUGGCUUCUGACAGCUAAAGGAUAGUUUUACACAGUUGUUCAUUUACUGUUCUGGGAAAGCAGGGAGAGUUAAAGUCUCAACCCACUGAGAAGACUAACUGAAGGAUAUUGCUGUAAUGUCUUCUCUGGGCAGCCUUAAGAUGCUUAUGAAAGUAAUCAAGCAUGAAAAAAUUCAGGAUGACUGCUUUUAGUCAGAGACAUUAUGUAGUUAUGGAUGAUAGCCUAUCCCUUUUAUCUGUGUGCUGAGGAGGAAUCUUUGCUCUGUGAUUAAGCACGAAAUAAUAAAUAGCCUUUUCACUCAAUGGCCCUAGUUGCCAGGCCUGAAUGACUGAAAGAUGAUGAAAGGUGUCUUUAAUGUUAAUGCCAGUGAAUUGUAAUUCCUUUUUCAUGACUUGCAGUGCUCCAUAGUGAGUCCGUAAAUCUGUUUUAUGAGAAAAUACUAUCUGCAGCAAAGUACAGCAUUUACGUUGUGCCAUGUCUUGGGAGUUUCUAAGCACUGUUGAAUGGGGGAGAAUGGGGGAGAGAACUGGAAAUACUAUUGCUGUCAGAGAAUCUCCUAGUCGUACUGUAAAAGAUAGCCUUGUGCCUGUUGGGAUGUUGUAACUGACAGUGCGAAGUGUGCUUAGUGCCAUUUCAUGCCUGCUCAGUUGCUGGAUGUAAACAAUUUUGUGUAAUCAAACUUUCCCAAUGAGGUAGCUUUUUUUAUUUUUGUAUAAAACUUCUCCACCAUCUGAGACUUCUGCUAUGUGGUCACUUUGGUUCAUUCUGGCAGCUCACCCUAGUAUUUAUUCUAAUACCGUAUCUUGUGGAACAUGCCUACAUUAAUUUAGGAUUAAGUAUGUUGGAAGUUUUCCAGCUGCCGGCCCUUUAAACCAGAAGUAAGUAAGAAGGGAAAAGUACCCUAGGAAAAGAAAGCUGGACCAACAAGAAACCAUCCAUCUUACUCUUCUGCCUUCAAGGCUUUUGAUACCAGUAUUCAAAGCAUACCCUGAAGGUGUAUCUUAAAGGGCCCAGAAGCAGAGUAUUGUUGGUCUUCCCUUUCGUUAAGAUGAACUGAGGCCUCUGAGUUUUGUGGGUUUUGGUUUGGUUUUUAUGUAUUCAAGAGUUGAAGAAGGCUGGGAUCUUUCCCCUUCCUCUAUUAAGCAGGCAGAGCAUCUUUAAGCAUUAAGCAUUAAGCAUCGGCAGUGAUGAUGCUCCAUAGUCAAGGUAGAUUUUAUAUUUGGUGCCAUAAGAUGAGACUGUACAUCCUCAUCAGUAUUCUCUGGUACAAGCUCCUGAUGUUAAGCCAUGGUAGGAAAAAUCACUUCCUUAAAGCAGCAUGAGAGUUCUGUGGCUGCAGAAUUAGUUUAGUUAUGUAAGCGCAGUUCUCUGUUGCUAUGCCUCCCAUAACACAGAGUAAGGUUUUUUCCUGAUCUUCACAAGAAAUGCAUUGCUCUGGAAUGGAAAUCUGAGUUGCAAGUGGAAACAGCCGUGGGGAGACAAUAAGGGCUGUUGGUUUCAGUGUCAGUCCCUUUGAGCCAGAACUGUUCCCCUUAUUAUCUUCCUGAGAUUGCCAAUAAGAUUUACUUUGAUCGGGUUACCAGUGCGUUUCUUGGGGAGGUUAGCUCUUGCAAUGCAUAUAAAGAGAAAUGCAAAUGCUCAUCGGUCUCCAGCAUUUCCCCUUCCCUCAGUCUGUUUUGUGAUUGUGUGCUUGCUCGGAUGUGAAGGAAUGGUGUGUAUAAAUGAAUGCUGUUACCUGAGGGGCAGCCAUUGGAUGGUACAUGGGUCUCUGCUGCUUCAAAGGCUGAUGUUAUCCCCAUCAAUUAUAGUGAAAAUGGCAUCAUUUCAGAACCUUACUGAGGAGGGAGAUAACUUGUCUUCCACUUCUGCCUUUGAGCUCAGGCUGUUCAGGUACCACUGUCCUGGCUUCAGGACAACACUGUAUGUAUCAGCCAGCUGUUGAUACCAACCGCCUAAAAAUGUUAAUGGCAGUGGGAAAGUUGCUGCUGGUUAUUUCUUUUUGCUUUCAACUUUAUGGUGGAUUUUGCUAGCUAUUAAAUAUCUAAAUGCCUCCAUGUGCUACAGAAGUUUCCUAUAUGAAUAGCUUCUUUCCUCAGUUAUUGUUAAAAUGCCAACAUGGUGUAUAAAGACAGGAUUUGUGCUUGGUUUGGGUUUUUGGAUGGGUUUUUUUGGUUGUGUUUUGUUUUGGUUGGUUGGUUUUUGCACAUUCUUAUCUAAAACUGGUUUGAACUCUGAUACAUCUUUAACACUGAAUUGGGCCAGGCUUUUAUUUAUGUUCAAGAGCAAUAUAGGUAUCUGUUGCUGCUUUUUUUUCUGUCUUAAUCUUAUCAUUUUACAUUUCAGGUUUGAUAUUUACUAUGUUCUUUGUAUUAUUUGCUCAGUACUUUCAUUGUAAUUCUUCUCAGCUAUAUUUCUAUUCUGCUACUAAUACCAUAGCACACACAAUUCCAUCAACCUCAUUUUUGAUCCUGGACAAACAAAAUAGUCUGGGUUUGCUUUUGAAAUGUUAAAUCUUGGCUCAUCAUAUGCCUUCACAAGGUAAUCCAAGAUUUUCUGCAGUCCUGAAAUGCCUGAAACUUUUUUCCAAGAAGCUAAAGCCUGUAACAUAUUUUUUUUAUUGCUUAAAUUAUUUUUGUCUCCUAUAGCUGGAGCUCCUUUCCUUCUCCUACCCAUUUGCUUUCAACACCUAUUUUGCUUUGGUGGUAAUGCUCAUUAAGCUUUUUUGUGAAAGAACUUAACUUCUCUCCCCCAGGGCUAGUGAGUUAACUUUUGUCUGGGUUAAUGAAUUAUCCCACUCAGCAAGAGCCUGAUGAAUGUCAGAGCUGGCAGGUGGACAGAGGCAAAAACAGAGCCGGGGAAAGGAUCUGAGAGAAUGAGAAAACCAAUUUUAGGCUCCUGAGGCUGUCUCAUGUAAUUCCACAUCAUUUUACAGCAUCUCCUUUACUUCAUUAGGAAAGGUUAAAGGGGUGGUUAGUUUCUGAGCUUCCCUUCUUGCUUUCCAAAUAGAAUGUAGGAGGUAUUAAAGAGAAAUAUUAUUUAUUCUGAUAUUUUUAUAACUUGCAUAUAUCAUCUUAAAGUUUCAAUUAAAAGUACAGAUAAAACAAAGUA